Molecule: messenger RNA, 2482 nt
Organism: Chanos chanos (milkfish)
Lineage: Eukaryota; Metazoa; Chordata; Actinopteri; Gonorynchiformes; Chanidae
Product: volume-regulated anion channel subunit LRRC8C-like
Exons: 3
Coding region: 89-2482 (797 amino acids)
Cellular component (GO): cytoplasm
Molecular function (GO): protein binding
Source: RefSeq, a predicted model, not a curated record
GCAACCGCAAGGACAUGACGCUAUCCUCUGUGAUUAUUCCUUGUCGCUGUUGGUGAACUAAGGACUGCCGAGUACAACUCAGGGAACCAUGAUUCCUGUGACGGAAUUCCGGCAGUUCUCAGAACAGCAGCCAGCAUUCCGAGUGCUGAAACCAUGGUGGGAUGUGUUUACGGAUUACCUCUCAGUAGUUAUGCUCAUGAUAGGUGUGUUUGGAUGCACCCUGCAGGUAAUGCAAGACAAAAUCAUAUGCCUUCCUCAGAGGACAUCAUCACCAAACCAAACGGUGCCAUUACCAAAUCAAACAGAACUCAUCGAACCAUCAGCCCCUGUGACCCCAGUGCCUUUGGUCCAUGAGAUGAAGGGUCUGAAGACCAAUCUCGACCUACAACAGUACAACUUCAUAAAUCAGAUGUGUUAUGAGAAAGCAUUGCACUGGUAUGCCAAGUAUUUUCCUUACUUGGUUCUCAUUCACACCCUUAUAUUUAUGGUAUGUAGCAACUUCUGGUUUAAGUUUCCUGGAUCCAGCUCCAAAAUUGAGCACUUCAUCUCCAUAUUGGGAAAGUGUUUUGACUCCCCUUGGACUACCAGAGCUUUGUCUGAAGUCUCUGGAGAGAAUCCUGAAGAAAAGGAUAGCAAGAAAAAUGCAACCAGUAGGCCUAACCCUAAUACAUCUGCUGGGGAUGGUAACCUUGAGAGAACCCAGUCUCUAAAGUCCAUUCCAGAGAAGAUUGUAGUUGACAAACCAGCACCGAGUGUCCUGGACAAGAAGGAAGGUGAACAAGCUAAAGCUCUUUUUGAAAAGGUCAAAAAGUUCAGACUGCAUGUGGAAGAAGGUGACAUACUGUAUGUUAUGUAUGUUCGCCAGACCGUACUCAAAGUGUUGAAGUUUAUACUUAUUAUUGCUUACAACAGUGUCCUGGUAUCCGAGGUUCAGAUCACAGUAAAUUGUAAUGUAGACAUACAGGACAUGACAGGCUAUAGACACUUCUCUUGCAAUCACACUAUGGCUCACCUUUUCUCUAAGCUCUCUUACUGUUAUUUGUGCUUUGUGGCUGUCUAUGGAUUUACUUGCCUUUACACUUCUUAUUGGCUCUUCUACCGCUCACUAAAGGAAUACUCAUUUGAGUAUGUAAGGCAAGAGACAGGAAUCGAUGAUAUCCCAGAUGUAAAGAAUGACUUCGCUUUCAUGUUACACAUGAUCGAUCAGUAUGACCCCCUCUACUCCAAGAGAUUUGCGGUGUUCCUGUCUGAGGUCAGUGAAAACAAAUUAAAACAGCUCAACCUAAAUCACGAAUGGACUGCAGAGAAGCUUCGACAGAGGAUGCAGACCAACACCAAUAAUAGGCUAGAACUCCAACUUUUCAUGCUGUCCGGACUCCCAGAUACCAUUUUUGAGGUGACAGAACUGCAGUCCUUGAAGCUGGAGAUUAUCAACAAUGUCACUAUCCCUGCUGCUAUAGCUCAGCUGGAGAAUCUUCAGGAGUUGUCCCUUUAUCAAUGUUCCCUUAAAAUCCACACCGCUGCCACGUCUUUCCUGAAGGAAAAUCUGAAAGUGCUGCGAGUGAAGUUUGAUGACAGUCGGGAACUCCCACAAUGGAUGUAUGGACUGCGUAAUUUGGAAGAGCUCUAUCUGAUUGGUUCCCUGAGCCCUGAUGCUUCCAAGAAUAUAACCCUGGAUUCACUGCGGGAACUGAAAUCCCUUAAGACCCUGUCCCUGAAGAGCAACUUCACAAAGAUCCCCCAGUCUAUCGUAGAUGUUUCUAGCCACUUGCAGCGGCUGUACAUCCAUAAUGAUGGCACCAAACUGGUCAUGCUUAAUAACCUGAAGAAAAUGGUGAACCUCACUGAGUUAGAAUUGGUGCAUUGUGACCUGGAGCGCAUCCCACAUGCCAUAUUCAGUUUGAUCAACCUUCAAGAGCUGGAUUUGAAGGACAACAAUCUCCGUUCCAUCGAAGAGAUCAUCAGUUUUCAACACCUGCGCAAGCUUACCUGUCUCAAACUGUGGCACAAUUGCAUCGCCUACAUUCCCGAACACAUCAAGAAGCUGAGCAGCUUGGAGCGCCUGUACUUUAGCCAUAACAAGAUCGAGAUCUUGCCCUCCCAUCUCUUCCUCUGUACCAAGCUGCGCUAUCUUGACCUUUCCAACAAUGACAUCCGUUUUAUCCCCCCAGAGGUAGGUGUCCUUCAGAGCCUACAGUACUUUUCUGUGUCCUGCAACAAGAUCGAGAACAUCCCAGACGAGCUGUUCUUCUGCAAGAAACUUAAAACCCUCAAACUAGGUCGGAAUACGCUUUCCUUGCUCUCACCAAAGAUUUCAAACCUGGUUUCAUUGACUCACUUAGAGCUGAAAGGAAACCAUUUUGAGCUUUUGCCGCCCGAGCUCGGCUUUUGUCGAGCCUUGAAGCGCAGCGGUCUCGUUGUGGAGGACACUCUCUUUGAAACACUUCCAUCCGAUGUUAGGGAGAAAAUGAAAACGGAGUGA